AUGUCAACCGAUAUCUUAUUGGAUCAACCUCAUUUUGAUCAACAUCAACAUCAACAACAACAAUAUAGUAGUUUAGAAAAAGAACAACAACAACAAGAUCACCAACAACAAAAUAAUAAUAUGAUCAUGGAUACCGACGAUAUACACAAGCAGUUUGUCGAAGACAAUAACGUCACGAGCAGUAGCAGUGACGAGGAGUCCUCGAAUUCUUCCGGAGAGGACAUCUCUGACUCUGAGAUUAAUACCAAUGCAGCGGCUAGUGGUAUCACUCCAAAUGCAACCGCAACAUCUUCGUCAUCCUCCUCUGCUACCAACAACAGUAGUACUUCCAACAAUGGAAGAGUAUCACGUAGCAACAGUAAAACAUCUUCACACAAUCAUCACCAUCAUCAUCAUCAUCAUCACAAUCAUCAUAACAAACCAACCUAUAUAAAUCGUUCCAAUACAAAAUGUGUUAGAAAUCCAGUUACAUUGGUCGAGGAAUAUUCCUCUUCUUCCUUAUCAUCAUAUACCAAUAGUAGUUCACUGUCCACUGAAAAUAUCUUUAACAUCAUCAAAGAGAUAGAAGAUGUUGUCAACAGUUGUAAUAUAAUCGAAUUUAAUAAUAAUAAUAGUAAUAACAAUACUACAAACACCAACACCAAUAAUACCACCACCAACAACAACACAAGCAGUAGUAAUCUGGGCAACAGCAAUAAUAAUAUUGAAUCUUCAAUACCAGCUGACAGACCAGGUAGAAAACUAUCAAUAUCAGCAUCAUCACUACCUGUUGUAUUAAUACCGGGUUCGACUUCGAUUCCACCCAUUGCUCUGUCUGCAUCGGCACCAUCACUACCUCAAAGCGUCUCCACUACUACCACCACUACCACCCCCACCCCCACAACCACCGAAUGUAACGAUAUUACACCUAAAUCACCCUCAACAACCUCGACUACACCAAGCAAAAAGAACAGACUGUUUAAGUUUAAGAAAUCAAAUAAAUCAUCGACGCCCUCACCUGCUUUAUCACCACCAUCAACCUCAUCAUCAAUACCAAAGUCACCAAGCACGACAAGCAUCAACCCUUCAUCGUCUUCAUGCUCCUCAGACGAAGAGGAAGUAACAGACCAAUCAGCCACAACAACAACAACAACAGCAACAAAGAAAGAAAAGAAAAAGUGGAGAUUGUCUGUAAAGAAAAAACCAAAGAAAACACCCCCACCAAUUCCUCUGGAGUUGGAACAACAAGCUCCACCAGCAGCAUCAAAACCACAGCACGAUUCACUCAACCAAAGUCAUUCAAAUAUUAAAACAUCACAAUCAUCCACACAAAUUGCACCAACAAACCAACCAACUACCUCAACUUCAUCCUCCUCCACCACCACCACCACCACAACCACUGACAAUUUGUUUAAUAGUAAAAAUAAUGUAGAAAUUCAACCAGCAACCAACAAUCUUCCAUCGGAAGAAUUGGAAUCAAAUCACGAGAUCAAUAGUAAUAGUAACAACAAUGAAUCACCUUCACCUUCACCUUCACUUCUUUCGGCAUCGAUGCCACUCGCCUCCAACGGUGACAAUCCUUUACACUUUUAUUUGGAACCAGAGAAUAAUUUCAAGGGUAACAGCUUUGGUGGUCAAGGUCUGCUGGAUAUGUUGGCAGAGGAGGAAGAGAUGCCAAAGGGUGGUCGUGGUAGAAGUAAUGCAUUCUAUUUGAAGGGACCACCAUCGAUAGGUGCCAAUGGUGAGAUCCUGCCACCACCCUCUCUCAAUCCAAAACCACCAUCACCAAGAUCCACAGAGUCACUGGAUUCAAUCAACAAUGUCCUGCCGAAGGAAUCAUCUUCACUCUUGUCAAAGCCAAUUGGACUACUGAGUAAAUUUAAAAAGAGCAAGAACAGCCAAUCGAGUAAUGUGAAAUCACAUAGCGGACUCAAAGUUGUCAAGCAUCAUUCCUCACGUUUCAUCGUUGGUUUUGCCGAUACUAUCGGUCGUAGACCAAACAUGGAGGACGAGUCUGUCAUCUACGGUACUUUCAGAGGUCAUAUCGACGAGGAUUACUUUGCAUUGUUUGACGGACACGGUGGAAACGAUGUUGCCAAACUCGCCGCCACCGAUCUACACAAGCAUCUCGCUGAAAAACUCAAAGCAAAUCACAACCCAGUUAAAUCACUGAAAGAGUCGUUCGCUUCACUCCACAGAGCCAUUCAAGACAAGAACAUGCGAGGUGGUACGACAGCAGUUGUUGCACUCUUCCUUGGAAAGAAGGGUUAUGUUGCCAACGUUGGUGACAGUCGUGCUGUGUUGUGUCGUGACGGUGUAGCUGUGCGUGUCUCCAACGACCACAAGCCAAACGAUCCAAAGGAAGAAGAACGUAUCAAAGCACUGGGAGGUACUGUCGUCACCACCGUCAAUGCAUUCACAGGUGUCACUACCAGUCGUGUCAAUGGACAACUCGCAGUCUCAAGAGCACUUGGUGAUUUGCUAUUAGUUCCAUACGUUUCUUGUGAACCCGACAUCUUUGGACCAAUCAAUUUAGAGACACACAUCAAGAAUCAAUUCAUGAUCAUUGCAUGCGACGGUAUUUGGGAUGUGAUGUCAGACGAUGAAGCAAUCAGCAUAGUGGCACCAAUCUCUGAUCCAGAGAAAGCAUGUAUGAAAUUAAGAGAGAUUGCCUAUUCUAGAAGAAGUACCGACAACAUUUCCGUUAUGGUUAUAAAAUUCCCGCCAUUCAAUUUAGAUUAG
Messenger RNA from Heterostelium album PN500, 2721 nucleotides. RefSeq names its product PP2C family serine/threonine-protein phosphatase. Gene Ontology annotation, biological process: protein dephosphorylation. NCBI's taxonomy places the organism in Eukaryota, Evosea, Eumycetozoa, Acytosteliales, Acytosteliaceae. Gene Ontology annotation, molecular function: protein serine/threonine phosphatase activity; cation binding. The coding region runs from base 1 to 2721 and encodes 906 amino acids. The transcript has a single exon. The record is from RefSeq and is a predicted model, not a curated record.